UCGAUGUAGAAAUGUUCAGUUACGAUGGUGAGUGUGUUUUUGUGUGACUGAAAACUUUACAAUGCUCAAAUGCCUUUUUUGUGAUUAAAUUCUGUAAUUUGUUUCUGUGUCUGGAAGGUUUGACUGCUCUUCAUUUGGCCGUCUUGUCUCACAACAAUGUUGUGAAGGACCUGAGGAACCUGGAAAAUCCCUGCACAUUCAUGACCACGGAGCUGGGGCAGCGGAAGCGCAUGUACUUUGAAUGUAUCAAGAUUCUGCUGAACAUGGGCGCCUCCUGUGGGACAAAGGAUCAGAAAAGUGGGCGGACUUCUCUCCAUAUGGCUUCUGAGGAGGCAAAUGUGGAGCUGCUGAAGAUUUUUCUUGACCAGCCAACAAUGCUGUCCAUUGUAAAUGUUAAGACGUUCAGUGGAAACACGGCACUGCACAUCGUCAGCUCUCUGACCAAUCACAAAACUCAAGCUGAAGCGGUGAAGCUGCUUAUGAGAAAGGGAGCCGAUCCUGGGGUUAGGAACUUAGAAAAUGAGCUGCCAUCUCAGCUGGUACCUGAAGGUCCUGCUGGGGAAAAGGUAAGGGUGUCACUUCACAUACAUGCUGGAGGAAUCGCAGAUGGCACUGUUUGCUGACUGAAAUCAAAAAAUUUUUUUUCCUGCAGGUGCGGCAGAUCCUGAAA
Molecule: messenger RNA, 670 nt
Organism: Pelmatolapia mariae (spotted tilapia)
Lineage: Eukaryota; Metazoa; Chordata; Actinopteri; Cichliformes; Cichlidae
Product: NF-kappa-B inhibitor zeta-like
Exons: 3
Coding region: 201-623 (140 amino acids)
Biological process (GO): regulation of gene expression
Cellular component (GO): nucleus
Molecular function (GO): protein binding
Source: RefSeq, a predicted model, not a curated record